UCCGCCACAUGUCGAAUGUCUCCUUGCGUAUUUAUAAUGAGGUCUCGGUUUGCUUGCAAGUCUCUGGGAUCUUCUAACUGAUUCUGUGAUAUUAUUUUCAUCAGUAUCAUCUGGACUUAUUUCUGAAUUAUCUACAAUAUCAGGAUUAGUAGCGGAAUCAUUAAAAUUAUAAUCGGAAAGACAUACUUCGUUUAUUCUCACUUGAUCCAGGUGUCUGUUAUGAAUUGAAUGAUCUUCGAUGUCUAAUAUUUUCACCAUUCGAUUUCCCAUUUUUUGUAGUAUGAUUCCAACAGAAGGUCUAUAGUCAUUCCCUCUGUAAUAAUGUACAUCAGAAGUCGUGGAUAUUAGGUGCUUUCUGAGAAUUCGAGAUUUGAACAGUUUAGCAGGACUUUCAUGGGUACUUGUAUGCUCCGCAUUGCGAUAUUGAAGUAGGAAGUUAUCUACACACAUAAGUAUGCCCUGCUCAAACAACUUGUCCGACUCCUUCUUAACUGGAUCUCACAAACUGUAUGGAAUCAAUCAACGCUAUAGAAAGACAGGAUCAACCUCUGUUUCCAGAUGGAUAGGCUGGAUCUUCAAGCCAUCUACACACUUUGAACAUUGGAGAAGUAAUUCUCUGAGCAAAGAUUCAUCAAACAACUUAGUGCUAAGUGAGGUUUGGAUAUUCAACAAUCUAAGAGCCUUAAAUCACAAUAAAGUUGAACCAUAUUCACUCACACUAUCACUGUCUGACCUCGAAACAAUGUUAACAGUACCAAUAGGGGGUGGUUUAUAAC
Trichobilharzia szidati is the source of this 776-nucleotide messenger RNA. NCBI's taxonomy places the organism in Eukaryota, Metazoa, Platyhelminthes, Trematoda, Strigeidida, Schistosomatidae. The record is from the annotation of a GenBank genome assembly.